Molecule: messenger RNA, 2733 nt
Organism: Ostrinia nubilalis (European corn borer)
Lineage: Eukaryota; Metazoa; Arthropoda; Insecta; Lepidoptera; Crambidae
Exons: 3
Coding region: 374-2644 (756 amino acids)
Biological process (GO): DNA integration
Molecular function (GO): nucleic acid binding
Source: RefSeq, a predicted model, not a curated record
UGGAUCGAGCCAGAUUAUUAUUGCAAUCGAGAAACCGCUACGAGGAUUUCACGGAAAGCGCAGUUAUUUGCAUUGGGGAUUGCGCGUCGUCAAAGAGUGGUCGAGGUUCAAAGUUCAACGGAUAAAACGCGUGAGCAAAGUGGUAUAAAAAGUGAUUAAUUUUAGGACCCAGCACUCUAAUAAGGUAUAUUUUAACUGUAAUUGUAAGGAUAUAUCAGGAUGACAAGUGAAUUGAAAGUACCAAGCCGACCUCAGUCUCCCAAAAUGAUGGACGAUAAGGACUUAAAAAGGAUACGUGGAAGCAUAAAAGGUCGUCUCACUGCAUUUUCCAAUCAUUUGGCCGGUUUGGAAGGAUCCUCGCUAAGUUGUCAGGAUGCCAGGGAGUUACAAUUGCGAAUCGAGACUAUGGCUACAAAAACUGUCCUGGGAUGAUGAGCUACCUGUGGACAUACACCAAACUUGGACGGAGCUGGUCCAAGGCCUCCCGGGUCUAAACAGCUUACGCAUACCGCGACGUGUUAUCUGUGAUUCAGCUUCGCGGCUGGAAUUACACAUUUUCACAGAUGCGUCUGAGCGUGCGUACGGCUCCUGUGUGUAUGUUCGUAGCAUUAAUUGUGAAGGUGAGGUCUCAGUCCAUUUAUUACUUGCCAAGAGUAGAGUUGCUCCAAUCAAGCCGACAACAAUACCACGCCUCGAGCUAUGCGGCGCCGUAGUGGGUGCUCAUUUGUACGAGAAAGCAAUUGCUGCACUACGAUUGCAAGUCAACCAAGUCAUUUUUUGGACAGACUCAAUGGUCGUCAUUGGUUGGCUCAAAAUGUUGCCUUCGAAGUUGCAACCAUUCGUACGCAAUCGCAUAGCCGAAAUUUUAGACAAAACCGGUCACUGUACUUGGCGACAUGUUCCGUCUGAAGAGAAUCCCGCAGAUUUAAUAUCUCGUGGAGUUAGCAUAGAAUCUCUUCAGUCGCUUAAUUUAUGGUGGCACGGACCAGAUUAUUUAAAACGCGAUCCAUCGCACUGGCCUGCAACCCCAACAGCGCCUAGUACAGCCGGUGAUUUGCCUGAAACUCGAAAGGAGGUAACUUUAAUUGUAAACUGUGAAACUCAAAGUAAAUUUAUUGAUUUUAGUCGUUUUUCGAAACUUUCUAGACUUCAACGCACUGUGGCUUAUGUGCUUAGAUUCAUAAAUAAUUGCAAAAAGGGAACGAUGCGAACAACAAGCUUCUUAAAUGCUUGUGAAUUAGAUGAAGCACUAAUUGUAAUUUUAAAACAAUCGCAAAUGCAAUCAUUCCCAGAAUAUGAUUUAUUAAUGAAAAAUAAGGAUUUACCUAGUAAAAGCCCACUAAUUAAAUUCAAUGUUUACUUAGAUGAUAAUAAUUUAAUUCGCGUUGGUGGUCGUUUAGAUAAUUCAGAAUUUUCAUUUGAAAAGAAACAUCCUAUCAUUAUACAGUCCACUCAUUUAGUAACUAAAUUAAUUUUUGAAUAUGAACAUAAUAAAUUGAUGCAUGCCGGCCCUCAACUACUAUUGGCUACCAUCAGGGAAACUUACUGGCCGAUAGGCGGCCGCAACUUAGCAAGAAAAUGUUAUCGUCAAUGCGUACGUUGUAAUCGCAUGAAGGGUAAGACUUUUAACCCAUUAAUGGGAAAUUUGCCGCAGCAGCGACUUCAACCAGGUGGAUACCCAUUUGAUAGUGUAGGCGUAGAUUAUGCAGGCCCUAUGGCUGUCGCUAAUCGCACAGGCCGUGGCUGUAGACUCACUAAAUCGUACAUUGCAAUUUUUGUAUGUUUCACGACCAAAGCGGUACACCUUGAGCUAGUGGGUGAUUUAACAAGUAAUAAUUACCUUCUCGCGCUGCGCAGAUUCAUCUCACGCAGAGGAAAACCCUCUCACAUAUUUUCAGAUAACGGUACCUCAUUCGUAGGAGCGGUUAACGAGAUUUCGAAAUUCUUGAAAGGCAAUUGUGAUUCAUUGGCUUCGGACAUAGCGCAGGAAAGUAUUAAUUUUCAUUUCAUACCUGCGUAUAGUCCUAAUUUUGGAGGUCUCUGGGAGGCUGGCGUUAAGUCAGUUAAAUUUCAUUUGAAUAGAGUGCUGGGAAAUUGUAAUCUUACGUUUGAAGAGCUCACUACCACUUUAGUGCAAAUCGAGGCGAUACUUAACUCUCGGCCACUCUCUCCGUUGUCAUCGGACCCCGCAGACCUGACGCCACUCACGCCCGGCCACUUCCUCAUCGGCCGCCCUCUCACCGCCCUGCCGAACUCCAGCUACGCAGACUGCCCCAUCAGCAUGUUAUCACGAUUUCAACGCAUUGAGCAAUUACGCCAACACUUUUGGACGAGAUGGAGCAAAGAGUACAUUGCAGAACUUCAGCAAAGAGCCAAAUGGCAUUCAUGCAAGUACUCCCUAGAAGUCGACACGCUUGUUCUGCUGAAAGAAGAUGGACUUCCACCUCUAAAAUGGAAACUUGGGCGUAUUGUCAAAGUCUUUCCUGGUGCCAGUGAUGGGAUCUGUCGAGUUGCUGACAUACAGACUGCAAACGGCAUCGUACGGCGUAGCUUCAGCAAGAUUGUUCCGUUGCUCCCAGAAGAAGACGUUUCGGUUGAAGGACGAGCCUUCAACGCGCGGGGGCAUGUUCGCGAUCGCGAGUGAUACCCUAUAUAAAAAUUGUGACAUUGACAGUGGUGCCAACCGUCGUACACCCUAUAUUUUAAGUUUCUCUCUCUGCCUUGUGGAACCGA